This is a messenger RNA of Salvia hispanica, 1746 nucleotides long. Lineage: Eukaryota; Viridiplantae; Streptophyta; Magnoliopsida; Lamiales; Lamiaceae. The record is from RefSeq and is a predicted model, not a curated record.
AUGAUCCCACUGAUCGAUGCACAGCCGAGCAUGGCAUUGGAUUGGAGGAUCGGAAAGAUAAAUUGCAAAGAAGCACAGCAGGAUCUCGCUAACUUCGUAUGCCGAGAUAAUAUUGAUUGUGUUGAUUUUGAUGCUACGCUUGGAGGGUACCUCUGCAACUGCUCCAAAGGAUACACAGGCAAUCCUUACCUCAAUCCAGGGUGCCGAGAUAUUGAUGAAUGCGCUGAUAAUACCACCAAUACAUGCGUCUCAAAUUCAACUUGCCAAAAUGGUCCGGGAACAUUUCACUGCUUGUGCCCAAAAGGGUAUACUGGUGAUGGGAAAAAAGAUGGCACAGGAUGCUUUCCGCAGCCGCCAUCCAAAACCAAGAUGAUUAUCUUGACAGGUAUAGGCUCUGGAUUGGGGUUUCUUCUUCUAGUUUCAGUGUUCUUUUGGUUGUAUAAAUUGUUGCGAAAGAGAAAGGAAAGAAUGGUAAAAGAUAAAUUCUUCAAGCGAAAUGGCGGUCUUCUCUUGAAACAACAGACGAAUGAAGGUGCACUUGGAAAAACAAAAGUUUUCCCGGCAAAAGAGUUGGAGGUGGCUACGGAUAACUUUAAUGAGAGCAGAAUUAUUGGACAAGGAGGGCAAGGCACUGUCUAUAAAGGAAUGUUAUAUGAUGGUAAGAUUGUAGCGAUUAAAAAAUCAAAGCUGGUCGAGUUGAAUCAGUUGGAACAGUUCAUAAAUGAAGUGGUGAUACUAUCGCAGAUCAAUCAUAGGAAUGUGGUCAAACUAUUGGGGUGUUGUUUGGAGACUGAGGUUCCUUUGCUUGUUUACGAAUUCAUGCCAAACGGCACACUAUUUGAUCUAAUACAUGAUCCAAGUAGUGAAUUUCCAUGUACAUGGAACAUGCGUUUGAAAAUUGCAGCAGACAUAGCAGGGGCAGUAGCGUACUUACACUCUGCAUCUUCUGUGCCUAUCUAUCACAGGGAUAUUAAGUCAAGAAAUAUCCUCCUUGAUGAAAAGUAUGUUGUCAAAGUAUCAGAUUUUGGAACAUCGAGGUCCGUUGCUACAGAUCAGACUCACUUAACUACUGUGGUUAAAGGGACGUUUGGAUAUUUAGAUCCAGAAUAUUUUCGGUCGAGUCAAUUCACAGAAAAGAGCGAUGUUUAUAGUUUCGGGGUAGUUCUUGUCGAGCUUCUUACUGGGCAAAGGCCAAUAUCUCUUGAUAAAACAGAAGAGGAAAGAGGUCUAGCAACACGGUUCCUUACAUGCAUGGAAGAAGAAUGCAUGGAUACGAUUUUAGAUCCACAAGUUCGGGAGCAAGGAAGAAAGGAGGAGGUGAUCCUAGUUGCAAAGCUUGCACAAAGAUGUUUGCACUCAAAAGGGAGAAUGAGACCAACUAUGAAAGAAGUUGCUACUGAAUUGGAAAGUUUUAGGAUGUCUGACAUGUCGAGUGGUAUUAAUGUUGAAUCAGAAGAUGUGAGAUCUUUUGAAGAUAUGUCUGCGAUGAUUUCAGACACUGAGUACACAUGGACGAAUAGUUAUAAGAGUGCUUUCACAUCAUCAUCAGACACACAUCCGUUAGUGUUAUCUGAAAGUGUAUCAUAAUAUAGACACAUUUAUAGUAGACUCAAAUAAGAUGAUCAAGACUUGGUUCUAUGCGACCUCUGAGAUUGAAGAUAGGAAUAUUUACAAUUAUUUUUAAGUUUUUUUAUCAAAUGUUGUGGAUCUUUUAGAUUUGUGGUUUGUUUAAUGUCAUUAGUCUAA